Messenger RNA from Helianthus annuus (common sunflower), 573 nucleotides. RefSeq lists its product as uncharacterized. NCBI's taxonomy places the organism in Eukaryota, Viridiplantae, Streptophyta, Magnoliopsida, Asterales, Asteraceae. The transcript has 3 exons. Bases 32 to 472 code for a protein of 146 amino acids. The record is from RefSeq and is a predicted model, not a curated record.
CGAACAAACAACAACAAAAACAGCAUCAACGAUGGAUUCAGAGAGUUCUAAGAGAUCUACAAGAAGCCAGAAGCAUAAAGAAACAAAACCUGAUGACGAUUUCGAAGAGCUGUACAAUCCCAAACCACUACAAAUUGUACAACCAGGAGAACCAAUCCCUACUUUUGAUAAUGAACCUUUGCAUCCCAUUCCACUAAAAGUUGUAAGACCAACAAAAAAGGAAUAUUAUAUGAGUCCGAAAUUUUGGAAUGAAGUAGCAAUCUGGGGGCCAAGCUAUACCAAUCAUCCUACUUCUGGUGGUGAACCUUCAGAUCCCAUAAAAGAAGAGAUUGAUGAGAAACCUGAAAUCUCAGUUGUACAACCCAAAAAAGAAGAAGAUGAUGAAAAACAAAAGAUCCCCAUCCUACAACCUAAACAUGAAGAAGAUGAGGAAAAACCUAUAAUCUCAGUCAAGAAUUUUGGAAGGAAGUAGCAAUCUAGCCAGCUCCUGCUAUGAUCAUCAUGUUUAUGUUGUUUGUUUUAGUUUUCUAAUGUUAUCAAUGCUGUUAUGUAUUAUGAUCAUGUUUUUCUGAA